ACUACGAGGCAAUUACGUUUAAGUAGCUAUCCACAGUUUGCGUGUUGAACGUGAGCUGCACUCCCAUUGGCUAACAUUUGGCCGCGAAGGCCUUCCGGCCAGGUGAAUCUAUUUUUAGUUUGUUUGACUGUUGCCAACGCAAUAAAACGUUGCUCAUAAAGCCAAAGAAAAACAUUUUGUAUAUAGUUUGACUUGGAUCGUUUCUCAUUGUUGGUUGUGCUGGGGUCCACAAUGACGCUCCGAUUUCAAUACUUUUAUUACGCUUCGAUCAUGAUGUUGGCUUGUUUGCUGACAGGAAUUUCAUUUCAGUACUAUACCGAUCCUGCAAUUCCAAUCGAUUGGGUACCGAAUCUAUUGAUUGCCACUAAUGUCAGACGAAAUCAUAGCGAACGAUCAUCAUCCGAUAGCAAAGUGAACUAUCCUUGGACGGACGAUCCCACAUGCCGCCAUUUUAGCGUCCAGUUUGCGAAGAACAAAUCUCUUCCUAAAUGGGCUUUGACUUCUUUCCCCGGAAGUGGAGUUACUUGGACGCGACAGUUGAUCGAAGGCGUAACUGGGAUAUACACUGGAACAGCUCAUGGAAGCAGCGAAUCCCCAAUCGUCGAUGGAAAUCACCACGGCAACGAGGCUGAACACGAUUGCGGCUGCACGAUUCUUAUCAAAGAUCACGGAUACCCAGAGACGCAUCAGCCUUUUGUCGGGACCGGGGGACCGUACGAGAACAGAGGGAUCCUCCUCCUUCGCAAUCCGUUCGACGCUUUAUUCACAUUCGGCCAUUUCUUGUGGAGUGGCAACGAUCAACGAGGUACGGUCUCACCCAAUGUUUUCAACGGUACCGAUUGGGACGAGUACGUCAUCUACGUGGCAUCCGAAUGGGCUGAUCACGCAGAACGCUGGAUUGAAAACAUUCAACACGGAACUGUCAUUUUCUACGAACGGCUUUUACAAGACACUGAGAAUGAACUGAAACAUUUAUUAAAAGCCAUUCAUUUCAUCGAUCCCAACCAUCCACCUGUCGAUCCGGAGCGGAUGCGUUGCGCUCUGCAACACAAGAACCGUUUGGAUCGUAAACGUGCCAACAAACCCAAGGUUCCACUACGAUUAAUGGAGCAUUCCAGAAUCAUGUCUUCGAUUGAAAGGGUACAAGCAAGCCUUAGUAAGAAAGGAUGGCCGUUGCUUCCGCUUCACCUGUACGAUUUACAUAAACCUGCGGAUGUAUUGCGUGUACUGGAAUAAAUGCCCUGAAAUUUGUGGCUCAA
Molecule: messenger RNA, 1259 nt
Organism: Daphnia magna
Lineage: Eukaryota; Metazoa; Arthropoda; Branchiopoda; Diplostraca; Daphniidae
Product: WSCD family member CG9164
Exons: 5
Coding region: 232-1236 (334 amino acids)
Source: RefSeq, a predicted model, not a curated record